AAAGAGAGAAAGAGAGAGUCUAUGGUGGAGAUGUGUAUAUCUGAAGCGAAAUCAGAACCCAAAAAGUUACAGAGAGCGUGGCAACGGUCGGAAGCAUCUCCAUCACAUCGUUUUCCACCACGGGAAAAAAGCAGUCUUUUUGAGUCCCGUUUUCUAUUUCUCUGAUUUAGCUUAUUUACAAUCAUAAUCUAAUCUAAUCCUCCUACACACAUAUAUAAAAAGGUAGUCAGUCGUACCUGUAAAGACAACUGCUGAUGAUGAACAAAGCUAGAAGGGAAAGUGGUGAUAAGGGUUGAAGAUUUCACUCCUCUAAAAGAAAACCUUUCCCCUUUUCCUUAUUUUCUUCAUUUAUUUAUGAACAGGGCGAAAUGGCUGACGAUCUCUAUCUUUCCAUCAAGGAGAGCUCAACUGAGAAAUCACCUAAGAAAUCCUCAUUGCUAUUGAGAAUGAUUGUUUUGACUCUUACAAUGAUCUGUGGUCUAUAUAUCUGCUCAGUCUGUUUAAAGCAAAUUAGAUCCAGUUCUAGUGUUGAUGAGAUCCUGAAUAUUGAAGUGGUUGAAAGGCUAUGCCAAACACCUUACAUGGAAGCAUGGGAAAAACCUUUUAUCCACUUCCCAAAACCCAAAACGUUUAACAGAGCUGAAUGUUCAUGCAAUCCUGUUAGAAAUUUCGCUAUACUUUCUACACAAAGAUCUGGUAGUGGAUGGUUUGAGACAUUGUUAAAUAGUCAUAUCAACAUAAGUUCAAAUGGAGAGAUUUUCUCAGUUAAAGUCAGGAAGAGUAAUGUUUCGACAAUUCUUCACACGCUUGAUCAGAUUUACAAUCUCGAUUGGCUUACUAGCGCUUCCAAGAACGAGUGCACUGCUGCAGUUGGCUUAAAGUGGAUGCUCAAUCAGGGUUUAGUUCAGAAUCAUGAAGCAAUUACAGAUUACUUCAAAAGAAAUGGAGUCUCUUUGAUUUUUCUCUUCAGAAGAAAUCUUCUCCGAAGGCUUAUUUCAAUACAAGCAAAUGCUUAUGACCAAAAUGCUAAACCUCUCAAUGGAACACACAAAUCCCACGUCCAUUCCCCUCACGAGGCAGAAAUACUUGCUAAAUACAAACCAGUUAUUAAUACAACAUUGUUGAUAUCGAAUCUGAAACAAGUAGAGGAUCUGGCUGCGAAAGCUCUACAUUACUUCAACAGCACUCGCCACAUUGUUCUUUACUACGAAGACGUAGUCAAAAACCAAACAAAGCUGUUUGAGGUUCAAGAUUUCUUAAAAGUUCCUAGGAUGGAGCUAAAGAGUCGACAGGUGAAGAUACACAAAGGCGCCUUAUCACAGCAAGUUGAGAAUUGGGACGACGUCAAGAAAACACUUAAUGGAACCACGUACGAGAGUUUCCUCCACGACGAUUACAAGUUAUAGGAUUAAGAACCGAACCAAGUGUAAAUAAUUUGAGAUUUUUUGUUUGUUUGUUAAUUCAUUCGUU
Impatiens glandulifera is the source of this 1470-nucleotide messenger RNA. RefSeq names its product nodulation protein H-like. NCBI's taxonomy places the organism in Eukaryota, Viridiplantae, Streptophyta, Magnoliopsida, Ericales, Balsaminaceae. Bases 369 to 1406 code for a protein of 345 amino acids. The transcript is spliced from 6 exons. The record is from RefSeq and is a predicted model, not a curated record.